AUGGCCAACGAGCACAGCGGGAGCCCCCUCCGAAGGUGGAGGCCUUUCUACGGCGCUUUCGGCGCCAUUGACGGUGCGAUCGAGGCAGGCGGCCACCCGCGCUCCGCGUUUAGGGAAGUGAGGAGCCGGAUCGUCGUGCUGCUCCGUAGCGCAGCGGACGACGGCGUGGCCGAGCAGCUCUGCGCCGCGCUCGACGACACUAUGGUGGAAGCGCUCGAGACUCUGCGGGUGGCGCCCGUCCCGCACAGCGCGCUGGCGUCCACCGACCUCGCAAGGGCCGUCGUCGCCCUCGGGAACCACGGGUCGGCCAGGAUCCGCAGCCUCGCGAACGACGUCGUGCACCAGUGGAGCGCCGCCAUCGACGACGACGUCGCCACAGCUACGGCAGUCAAGGAGCGGCCCGACAAGCUCUUUGUCUCCGGUGAUCGGAUCCCACGCCAGGGCAUCUCUACAGUGUCACUGAUGGCAACGCGCGUGAAUCUGCUGCUGCACAAACUACCACCAGCGAAGAUGCUUCCCGCCGCUGCCGUCGAGGUACACAAGAAGAAGCUGCACAUAUCACCACCGAAGAUGCUUCCUACCGCCGCCGCCGCCGUCGAGGUACACACGAAGAAGCUGUACAUACCGCCAGCGAAGAAGAUGCUUCCCACUGCCACCGCCAUCGUCACCGAGGAACACAAGAAGAAGUUGUAUGUACCGCCAGCGAAGAUGAUUCCGACUACAGCAACUGUGUUGGGCCGACAGAACACGAGUGAGGCCAAGAAGCCGAUCGUCGCUCAAAGCAAGAAGAUGGAGACUACUAAACGAAAGCUACGUGAGGGUUACCAAGAAGCGGAGAGGAUCAAGCGUCAGCACACCAUUCAGAAGAUCAACGACAAGGAUGCGGCAAAGAUGUUUGAGCAAAAGCAGCGAAAGAUGCAUCCCAUCGUACAAGGGAGAGGCCCAACAACAUGCAGGACUUCCUUAGGCGUCAGUCGUUCGUUGCUUCCCUCUCUUCAGAUGAUUUAG
Miscanthus lutarioriparius is the source of this 1008-nucleotide messenger RNA. The record is from the annotation of a GenBank genome assembly. Lineage: Eukaryota; Viridiplantae; Streptophyta; Magnoliopsida; Poales; Poaceae.